Aethina tumida (small hive beetle) is the source of this 1717-nucleotide messenger RNA. Its product is annotated as pickpocket protein 28-like. NCBI's taxonomy places the organism in Eukaryota, Metazoa, Arthropoda, Insecta, Coleoptera, Nitidulidae. The transcript is spliced from 7 exons. Gene Ontology annotation, cellular component: membrane. Gene Ontology annotation, molecular function: ligand-gated sodium channel activity. Bases 1 to 1650 code for a protein of 549 amino acids. The record is from RefSeq and is a predicted model, not a curated record. Gene Ontology annotation, biological process: sodium ion transmembrane transport.
AUGGCCACAGGCAAGAGAACAAAAUGCCAGUGCAAGUGCAAAAAUUUACGUAAAUAUUUCAGCGAAUACUGCGAAAACACUAGCAUUCAUGGUCUGCAUUAUUUUGCCCAAAAUAGAACCAAACUGGAAAUACUUUUUUGGAUUGUUGCAGAAGUUACAGCUUUGAUGUUUGUCUGUUAUAUGAUUUACGUUCUUGGUAAUAAGUUCAUAUCAGUGCCCGUAAUUGUGUCAUUUUCCACUAAAGAGACGCCCAUUUUCAAAAUACCUUUUCCAACUGUUACAAUCUGUUCAAAUGCGAGAUUCACCUCAACCACAGUAAAUUACGCGGAAUUAAUGCGAAAAGUUCGAACUAAACAAAAUUUAACAGAAGAGGAACUAUCAAAUUUAAACUAUGCAGCACCAACUUGCUAUGAACAGUUUCAAAGAACUCACUUGAGAGAAAAAUUUUAUCAAAAAACAUUAUCGAAUGAUGUAAUUGAUUUCUUUAAUAAGACCAAAAGGCAUUUUCUCCAUAAUUGUUUUUGGAUGGGAAUGGAAAUGGAAUGCGAUGACUUUACUCCAGUUUUAACUGAAGACGGGGUGUGCUGGUCCUUUAACAACCUGGACAAAUCGGAACUUUUCAGAGAUGACGUUUACAACCACCCAGAUUUCUUCAAUAGUCGAAAAUCUGAUUGGGACAUAGAGGAGGGAUACAAAUCAAAAUCUGUAUUUGGUUAUCCAGGAAGAUCCUUAAUGAGUGGCCACAGCAAAGCUCUGGUUAUUAUUCUGUACUCCAAAAGAAGAACUGUUGAUCCUUUAUGCGUUUUCGAUGAUGGAGGAGGAUACGAGGUCAGCGUUCACAUACCAGGGAAACAAUCUAGAUUGUCGCAAGACUUCAUAACGGUAGGCUCGAACAUGAACGUGAUGGCAGCCAUACAACCUUCGAUUAUUUCCACUUCAUCAGCUGUGAAAGACUAUCCUUCAUCACGAAGGGAUUGUUUCUUCCAAUCGGAGAAACGUUUGAGGUUCUACAAAAUUUAUACACAAAGCAACUGUUUCCUGGAAUGUUACGCAAAUGCUACGUUGCAAACUUGUGAUUGCGUCCCUUUUUACAUGCCCAGAACGAACGAUACGAGAAUUUGUGGUGUAGGAUCGGCGGGAUGUAUAAAAGUGGCUGAGGAAGUAGUGUUGUUGAAAACUUUAUCAUCUAAGGUUGGGUUAAAAGAUGAGAUUUUUGAGAUGUUUGAAAACUAUUCCACAACAUUUUCUUGUAACUGUUUACCAAUGUGCUCUGAUAUUAAUUAUAACAUGGAGAUCUCCCAAAGUCCUUUUAAAAAUCAAAGGUGGAUCAAACGAAUGAGUGAAAAGAAGAAAUACAACGAUAGUGAUGUUGAAUACGAUGAGUCUCAAAUUAAAGAUUUGUAUGUGGAGGAUGAUGAGGUGGUGGAUGUUGCAUCGUUGACCUUGUUUAUGAAGAAAAAUCACGUUGAAACUAAAGAACGAAAUGAAGUGUAUGGUUUUAUAGAUUUUCUUUCAGGUUUUGGAGGGUUGCUGGGACUUUUUACUGGAUUUUCAUUGUUGUCGUUUACCGAAAUUAUAUAUUUUUUAACAGUGCGAAUUUUUGGGAAUUUUAAGCUCUUUGGAAAUUGGCACGGCGAAAAACACGACUAGAAAAUUAAGGAAAAAAAUCUUGAUAAUAUUAUUUAUGUAAAAUGCAAAUAUAAUGAAACUAGAAAUA